This is a messenger RNA of Acanthoscelides obtectus, 894 nucleotides long. Lineage: Eukaryota; Metazoa; Arthropoda; Insecta; Coleoptera; Chrysomelidae. The record is from the annotation of a GenBank genome assembly.
GUCAAAAACGGCCGCCAUAUCGACGGAGAUAAUCGCACGUAAAUUCUUCUAGUAUAACGACAAUCACCAUCACUGUCUUUGUAUGUUUCCAAUAAUGAAGAUGACAUUUUAAAUGAUUCAUUUUAUAGAACCAGACAGAGAGAAAAUGUGCAAUCCGUCUUCAUGGUCUGGCAGCACGUAAAGAAAUCGACAAUUAUUCUUGGACCUGAAGAAUAUCGACUCUCAUACGAAUAUAUGACAAGGAAUAAUUCUAAAAAAAAGUCUUAGUCGAACACCAGGGUAUCAAUAAUGCCUAAAACUACGGUCGGGGAUAAAAAACGCAAAAAGUGGAAUGAAGAGAAUAUGCGGAAAGCAGUGAUAGCAGUCAGGUGCAAACAGAUGGGUUACUUGAAGGCUUGUAAAACAUACAAUGUUCCUCGAGCUACACUUUUCAGGCUGUGCAAAAAGAACAUGGAGCCUGAGGUCGUGUGCCGUACCAAACUAGGCCAGGCACAAAGAAAUGAAGUCCAAGUAAAUUCAGAAGAUUAUGUGCUCCAGGAGAAACCCCAACCAGAAAACUUAGCUCAAAAUGCCACCAUAGUCUUACCACGGGAUAUAAUUUCCAAGCCAACUUUGAGGAAGAAAGAGGGCACAAGAGGGCGGAAAGCAGGUCAAGCCAAAGUUUUGACGUCGACUCCAAAUAAAGAAGAGUUGAAACAAUCAAUAGAAAUAUCGUCAGUUAAAGAAAGGGACAAAGUUAAAAAAUCAAAAAAAGGUAAAUCUUCAUCGGAAGAUUCAUACAGUUCUGCAUCUUUACUUGACUCCUCAUUCAACGACGAUGAAGAAUUUCCUGUUUAUGAUCCUCCAUCUAAGGAGACUGAGUGUUUGUUUUGUUCAGGAGAUAUAAUAGAAUAG